GCGGGAGGGCGGGGGGUGACGUCAGGGGGAGCGGGCGGUGCGGCGACGGUGGCCCGGAGGCGCGCACUCCCCAGGGUUUUGGUACGGGCAGGGAGCCAACGCCAGGUUUCAGCCCUGACAAGUCAGUGGACUCUUUGCAAUGGAAGGAGGAAGGGGCGACUGCGGCGCGGGAGACCCGCUCGCAUGCCCCGUGUGCGGACUGGCCUUCGGGCGACCACCAGACCUGGCCAGGCACAUGCCUUGCCACGGCAGGAUGGAAAGGCACAGAGGUGGGGGCGGCAGGAAGGGACGGGGUGCCAGCCUCCCCGACAGCCCCUUCACCUGCUCGGUGUGCGGGAAGGUGUUCAGCUACUUGUCCAAGCUGCGGACGCACCGGCUCGUUCACAGCGACGAGAGGCCGUUCAAGUGCUCCGACUGCGGCAAGAGCUUCAAGUGCUCCGCCGACCUCAAGGGGCACCACCGAGCACACACGGACGAACGACCCUUCGCCUGCACUGACUGCAGCAAGACCUUUAAGAGCUCCGGGGACCUAACCACCCACCAGCGGGCGCACACCGGGGAGCGGCCCUUCCCUUGCUCCGUCUGCGGCAAGGGCUUCACCCACUCCUCCACCCUGCUGACGCACCAGCUGGUCCACACCGACGAGCGCCCCUUCAGGUGCCCCGAGUGCGGCAAAGGCUUCAAGAGCUCCCAGGAGCUGAAGCGGCAUCAGCGACUGCACACUGGCGAGCGCCCCUUCGCCUGCCCUGUCUGCGGCAAGGGCUUUGCCCGCUCCUCCAACCUCCUGAAGCACCAGCGGGUCCACACCGGGGAGAGGCCCUUCACCUGUUCCGUCUGCGGCAAGGGCUUCGCGCUCUCCUCCACCCUGCUGGUGCACCAGCAGAUCCACAUGGAGGAGCGGCCCUUCAAGUGCGCUGAGUGUGGCAAGAGCUUCAAGGUCUCCAACUACCUCAAGAGGCACCAGCACAACCACAGCAGGGAGAGCCCCUUCACCUGCCCCGUCUGCGAGAAGGGCUUUAGCCAGUCGGCUGCACUGAUGAUCCACCAGCGGGUCCACACCGGCGAGCGCCCCUUCGUCUGCUCCGUCUGCGGCAAGGGCUUCACCCAGUCCUGCAACCUCCGCACCCACCUGCGGGUCCACACCGGCGAGCGCCCCUUCGUCUGCGCCGUCUGCGGCAAGGGCUUCAUCCGCUCCUCCAACCUGCUGACCCACCAGCGGGUCCACACUGGCGAGCGCCCCUUCACCUGCUCUGAGUGCGGAAAGGGCUUCACCCGCUCCUGCAACCUGCUGACCCACCAGCGGGUCCACACCGAUGAGCGCCCCUUCAAGUGCGCCGACUGCGGCAAGAGUUUCAAACGGACCAGUAACCUGCUGAGGCACCAGCGGGUCCACAUGAUCCUCUGAGCCCGGCUGGGAGGAACGUGAUGGGUUAUCUUGACUUGCCUUCCUUCGUUUAAUCCUGUGGGCUGAAGGCCUGGGUCACCAGAGACCACAGGUGCUGGAACCUGGAGCACCAACCAAUCUGCUGCAGGAACCCAGCAGGGGGAGCAGCGUCUGUGGGACGAGAGGAAUCAUCGAUGCGCAAGGUUUCCGACAAUUCCUUUCCGCCCACAGACGCUGCUGAGUCCUUCCAGCACAUUGUUCGUGGAACUGAAGACUGGCUUCAUUUCAGCCUCUGUGCUGGUAAUGCAGAGCUGUGUGGAUUGAGACAGCCCAGUGGUCUCAGAGGUCACUUUGCAGACCAGUUCCCUGUCAGUGUAAUCCAUCUCUUUUGUAUCACUUUCCCUUGUGUGUGUGCGCGCGUGUGUGAGAGACAAGACAAGACAUCUUUAUUAGUCACACGUACAUUGAAACACACAGUGAAAUGCAUCUUUUGCGUAGAGUGUUCUGGGGGCAGCCCGUGAGUGUUGCCGCACAUCCAGCACCAACAUAGCACGCCCACAACUUCCUAACCCGUACGUCUUUGGAAUGUGGGAGGAAACCGGAGCACCCGGAGGAAACCCACGCAGACACGGGGAGAACGUACAAACUCCUUACAGACAGCGGCGGGAAUUGAACCACUGUAAAGCGUUACACUAACCACUACACUACCGUGCCUGCCCUUAGGAAUAGCAAAGAGAAAAAAAUCACUGGUAGGAGUCGUCUAUCGACCACCAAAUAAUAACAUUACAGUGGCACAGGCAAUAAACCAAGAAAUAGAUGUAGCAGAGGAUGCGGAGAGUCUGC
Molecule: messenger RNA, 2227 nt
Organism: Pristis pectinata (smalltooth sawfish)
Lineage: Eukaryota; Metazoa; Chordata; Chondrichthyes; Rhinopristiformes; Pristidae
Product: zinc finger protein OZF-like
Exons: 2
Coding region: 140-1405 (421 amino acids)
Biological process (GO): regulation of transcription by RNA polymerase II
Cellular component (GO): nucleus
Molecular function (GO): RNA polymerase II transcription regulatory region sequence-specific DNA binding; DNA-binding transcription factor activity, RNA polymerase II-specific
Source: RefSeq, a predicted model, not a curated record